Chrysoperla carnea is the source of this 1161-nucleotide messenger RNA. RefSeq names its product mitochondrial thiamine pyrophosphate carrier-like. The record is from RefSeq and is a predicted model, not a curated record. Gene Ontology annotation, molecular function: thiamine transmembrane transporter activity. NCBI's taxonomy places the organism in Eukaryota, Metazoa, Arthropoda, Insecta, Neuroptera, Chrysopidae. Bases 178 to 1161 code for a protein of 327 amino acids. Gene Ontology annotation, cellular component: mitochondrial inner membrane. Gene Ontology annotation, biological process: thiamine pyrophosphate transmembrane transport. The transcript has 2 exons.
AUGUAAAUAAACUUUUUGAUCUUUAUUAUUUAAUAUUUUGACAGUUCAUAUUCGUACGUCAAAAAACUUUUUUGAGGUUAAGUAAGAGUAAAAGUGACCUUUAAAAAUUAUUCCAAACGUUUCCCUGAUAUAAUUUUAAAAUGAAUUUACGAACAAUGCAAACAGGUUGAAUUUAAUAUGGAAAUUUGUGCAAAUUCAUCACCGAAAACGUCUUUAAAUGAAAGCGAAAUAGCCGUAGCCGGUGCAUUUGCUGGUGGUUUAACUCGUGCAUUAUGUCAACCGUUCGAUGUAUUAAAAAUUAGAUUUCAAUUACAAUCCGCGGGACGAAAAUACACUUCGAUAUCUCAAGCUUUAUAUAAUAUUACCAAAGAAGAGGGUGUCGCAGCUUUAUGGAAAGGACAUGUCCCAGCACAAACUUUAUCUAUUAGUUUUGGUCUACUACAAUUUUCAACAUGGGAAUACAUAAGUAAAAUUUGUAAAAACUAUGAAGAUAUUAUACUUGGAAAAGAAAUUGUAUCGUUUGGGGCUGGAGCAACAUCCGGAGUUGUUGCUACAGUAUGUACAUUUCCUUUUGAUGUAAUUCGCACACGAUUAGUAGCACAGACGCACACGGAUAAAACUUACGAAGGAUUUUUACACGCAAUACGCUUUAUUUAUAAACACGAAGGGAUUUCAACUUUUUAUAAAGGUUUGACUCCUACUCUAAUUCAAGCUGUACCUUAUGCUGGAUCUCAAUUUAUGUUUUAUCGAUUAUUUUCGGAAAUAUAUGAUAAAUGGUUUGAAAAAAUUGUUCCAGAUCAACAUGUCUUCCAGGAACAGUUAAAUAUUACAUUAAGUAAAUCGGUUGUAAGUGGUAGUUUGGCGGGAUUAUGUGCAAAAAUAGUUGUAUAUCCAUUAGAUUUAGCGAAAAAACGUAUGCAAAUACAGGGUAUGAGGGAAUGGAUAUUUAAAAAACAUAAAUUUGUUUGUCGCGGUCUUGUUAGUUGUAUAAUACAAACGACCAAAAAUGAAGGAUUUACUGGUCUUUAUAAAGGUUUAUUAGUUUCUAGUAUAAAAGCAUUUGUAGUAUCGGGUUUACAGUUUACAUUUUACGAUGUUACUUGUUUGUUAAUAAAUAUUUCAAAAACUGGAUUAUCUUACAAUUUUUUUUUAUUGCUAUAA